This is a messenger RNA of Triticum turgidum subsp. durum (durum wheat), 651 nucleotides long. The record is from the annotation of a GenBank genome assembly. Lineage: Eukaryota; Viridiplantae; Streptophyta; Magnoliopsida; Poales; Poaceae.
AUGAAGGCCAUGGCAGAGGAACCAUCCGCCAAGCGUCAUCAUGCCGAGACGUCGAACAAGAGGAGCAACCUCGUCGACAUUAAAGUCCCUGGCGAGAAGCGCAACUACACCAGAACGCUCGAACGGGUUGAGCUCCAUGGCAAGGAGACGCUGGAGAUCGUCUGCACCAGUGAACCAGACAAGGCCGACGAGGUGAUCUCCAGGAUGUGGAUGAAGCUUGGCGGCAGUCCCAAGCGCCUGACCGACAUGCUGCAGCAUGACAAGUUGUUCACAUUUGCCGGUUUCAGCAUUGAAACCGACAAAGAGAAGCUGAAGUUGUCCGGUAUGGAGAUCAACGCCAACAAGUUCAUCGACAUUCAGUGCAAGUGGAGAGUUCCAUACACCGGAAAAGAGUACGACUCCUUGACUGAUGUUGCAGCCAGCGUCAUCCACCCAUUCUACAAAGGCAUGAAGAACAAGAUCAACACGCAGGAAGACUACAAACUGUGGGGGACAAGCGAGCUGCCAGACAACCUCAUCGAGUACGCAAGACUGGAUGCGUACGCCGCGUACAAGUCAUGGUUCAUGAUCGACUACGUCAUAGAUGGUUCAGAAUUUGCGAAAGAGCGGGAGGCUAACAACUUCUACGGCCACCCCUAUUGCCCCUUUUAG